Molecule: messenger RNA, 3736 nt
Organism: Mirounga angustirostris (Northern elephant seal)
Lineage: Eukaryota; Metazoa; Chordata; Mammalia; Carnivora; Phocidae
Gene: TBC1D31
Product: TBC1 domain family member 31
Exons: 21
Coding region: 182-3184 (1000 amino acids)
Cellular component (GO): centrosome
Molecular function (GO): protein binding
Source: RefSeq, a predicted model, not a curated record
GGGCGCGGAUGGUCGCGUCGCGGGGAUCCCGGACGCCGGGGCGGGAGCUCAAAUCUCCCGGGUCGGGAGCUUAAAUUUCCCGGGCGGGAGCGCGGGGCCUACCGGGAAGGCGCCGGGUCGGUUGUGCGCCCGGCGGCGGCGGCGGCGGCGGCGGCGGCGGCUGCCGCGAGUGGGCCUCGCCAUGCAGAGCACAGACCUGGGCAACAAGGAGAGCGGCAAGCUGUGGCACCGCAAGCCCUCCCCGGCCGCUCGGGACGGGAUUAUAGUGAACAUCAUUCACAGCACUUCUGACUACCUUCCCAAAGUCUUGCGAUUUUUGAAUGUGGCUUUUGAUAGCUCAGGUGAUUGCGUAAUUGCUGGGGACCAUCAAGGAAAUAUCUAUGUUUUUGACUUGUAUGGAAACAGGUUUAAUCUUGUUCAGCGAACAGCACAAGCUUGCACGGCUCUGGCCUUUAAUCUCCGUAGGAAGUCUGAAUUCCUUGUGGCAUUAGCUGAUUAUUCUAUUAAAUGUUUCGAUACAGUUACCAAGGAGCUUGUUAGCUGGAUGAGAGGCCAUGAGUCAUCAGUGUUUUCGAUCUCUGUGCAUGCCUCAGGGAGAUACGCCAUCACUACUUCUUCCGACACGGCCCAGCUAUGGGACUUGGAUACCUUUCAGAGGAAAAGAAAGCUGAAUAUUCUACAGUCUGUGGGUAUCCAAAAGGUUUUCUUUUUACCAUUAAGUAAUACCAUCCUCAGCUGUUUUAAAGAUAAUUCCAUCUUUGCCUGGGAAUGUGAUACUCUUUCUUGCAGAUAUCAAUUACCAGCUCCACCUGAAAGUUCUAGUAUAUUAUACAAAGUAUUUGCCGUGACCAGAGAUGGUCGAAUCCUGGCCGCUGGAGGGAAAUCAAAUCAUCUUCACUUGUGGUGCUUGGAAGCUAAACAGCUAUUCAGAAUUAUUCAGAUGCCUACUAAGGUUCGAGCCAUCCGCCACCUAGAAUUUCUCCCUGAUAGUUUUGAUGCUGGUUCCAAUCAGGUUCUUGGAGUGCUAAGUCAAGAUGGUAUAAUGAGAUUUGUUAAUAUACAGACUUGUAAACUUCUCUUUGAAAUUGGGAGCCUUGAUGAAGGAAUUAGCUCAUCAGUAAUUAGCCCACAUGGACGGUACAUUGCAUCUAUUAUGGAAAAUGGAAGUCUGAACAUAUAUUCAGUUCAAGCUCUAACACAAGAAAUAAAUAAGCCACCUCCUCCCUUAGUGAAAGUGAUUGAAGAUUUGCCCAAGAGUAAACUGAAUUCUGGUGACCUUAAGAUAAAAGUAACAACAGGAAGAGUACAGCGGCCAGCAAAAUCAAGGGAAAACAAAAUACAAACCAGAAUACUAAAGCAAGACCUGGCUGGUAGUUUUGAAAAUAAAGAGAUCCUGUUGCCCCAGCCUUCAGUCUCUGGCGCAUGGCUCUCAAAGGGGGAUCUUCAUUCACCAUCCUCUUGGGUUUUCCCUUCACCCCCUCUUACAUUGGACUACCUGUUUUUUAUGAAUGAGUUGUCCGAUGGCUUGAACAAAAACCGUUUACAAGUCUUAUUAAAAGGCUAUGGUGAAUAUCCAAUGAAAUACAGAAUGUUCAUUUGGCGUUCUCUUCUACAACUGCCUGAAAACCAUACGGCAUUUAGCAGCCUGGAAGAUAAGGGUGUUCAUGUGGCAUUUCUCAACCUUCAGAAGAAAUACCCCAUCAAAAGCGGGAAACUACUCAGAGUAUUACAGAGAACCCUAUCUGCAUUAGCUCACUGGUCUGCCAUCUUUAGCGACACACCAUAUCUUCCACUCUUGGCAUUUCCAUUUGUAAAAUUAUUCCAGAACAACCAGCUCAUUUGUUUUGAAGUUGUUGCUACUCUCAUAAUCAAUUGGUGUCAACACUGGUUUGAAUAUUUCCCUAACCCUCCCAUCAAUAUUCUCAGUAUGAUAGAAAAUGUUUUGGCAUUCCACGACAAAGACCUGCUGCAGCACUUCAUAGAUCAUGACAUAACUUCCCAGCUGUAUGCAUGGCCUCUUCUUGAAACUGUUUUUUCAGAAGUACUAACAAGAGAGGAGUGGCUAAAAUUGUUUGAUAAUGUCUUUUCCAACCAUCCUUCAUUCCUCCUGAUGACUGUGGUAGCCUACAACAUAUGCUCUAGAGCUCCUUUGCUCAACUGCAGUCUUAAAGAUGAUUUUGAGUAUUUUUUUCAUCAUCGGAAUAACCUGGAUAUAAGCGUUAUCAUUAGAGAAGUCUAUCAUCUCAUGGAUACCACUCCUACUGAUAUUCAUCCCAAAAGCACGCUUCAUGUCUUUGUGGCCUUGACAAAAGGGCAAUAUCCAGUAUUUAACCAAUAUCCAAAGUUUAUUGUGGACUAUCAGACACAGGAGCGAGAAAGAAUAAGGAUUGAUGAAUUGGACUACCUGAGGGAGAGGCAGAUGGUUGAAGAUAUGCAAGCUGAGGUAGACCAGCAGAGAGUUGAAGACGAAGCUUGGUACCAAAAACAAGAACUACUUCGUAAAGCCGAAGAAACGAGGAGAGAAUUGCUCUUACAGGAGGAGGAAAAGAUGAUACAGCAAAGACAGAGACUAGCUUCUGUGAAAAGAGAGCUGAAAGUCAAGGAAAUGCACUUACAAGAUGCUACACGGAGGCGGUUUCUGAAGCUGCAGCAAGAUCAGCGUGAAAUGGAACUAAGAAGACUGGACGAUGAAAUCGAGAGAAAGGUACACAUGAGAGAUCGAGAAAUUGCUACUACAGCGAAAGACCUAGAAAUGAGACAUCUGGAACUCGAAUCGCAAAAAAGACAUUAUGAGAAGAAUCUUAUUAGAAAUCAGGAAGCUGUUGCAAAAGAAAUGAGAGAAGAUGCAAAUGCCUUUAGACGAAAAGUGGAUCUUGAAGAACACAUGUUUCAUAAACUGAUAGAAACAGAUCAAACUCAGAACCAAAAAACUCAGGAGUUAAUUGAAGAAAAUUUGGCAAAAGCUGAACAAGCAUGUCUAAAUGCCGACUGGCGAAUUCAAGCUUUACAUAAACAAAGAUGUGACGAUCUGCAGCGAAACGAGUGUUACCAGGAAGUGGCCAGACUUCUUCGGGAAAACAGAAGGAAAGAAACAGAAGUAUUAGAUGCAAUGAUGGGGGAGGAAGCUAAAAAGGAGCUGUGGCAUAGAACACUGACGAACUCUGGGAGUUGUAGGAUAUCUUAACUGCAUUAUUUUCGUCACCCUUGAGCUAAUUUGAAGAUCAUCAUUUUCUCACUUUAUGAAAAAGGAAGUCGGGGUUCAUAGAAAUUCCUUGACUUCCCUGAGGUUGGUCAGCAUGUGUACCAGAGCUGGGCAAAUUUUAUUAAGGGAUAGCGUUCAGAUUAAAUAAGACCAUUGUCAUGAAUUUAAAAAACUAGCUUAAUCCCACAAGAUUCGACAUGUAUUGAAAUGACUUGUUGUUUCAAAGACAGUGGGCACCCAUCUGUGUGCUGUGUGGCCCCCUGACGUACUGAGUGGUACGUGAGAAGUGCCUCUGCCCUCAAGGUCAAAGACAGGCACUCAGAUUACCCGAAAACCGAACAGAUCCUGCAUGCCAUGGGAACCCCAAAGGAAGUGGAGUAGAGGAAACAAAAGGGACUUACUCCACUGUCGGAAGCGACAUUACCCCAACUUUUAGGUGAUUUUUCUUUUCUUUCAUUUAUUUGCAUAUAGUGGGAGGAAGCUAAAGAAAAAGACUUUCAUUUGAAAUCAGAAAAGAAAGCUUUGGCUCUCGCA